AUGGCAGCCCACUCCAGUAUUGUUGCCUGGAGAAUCCCACAGACAGGGGAGCCUCAUGCACUACAGCCCACAGGGCUGCAAAAGAGCCAGACAGGACUUAUCAACUGGAUAGCAACAACAACACUUGUACAUCUAGAUACAACUGUAACCCUUUGCAAAUACAUGUAUUGCAAAUAUUUUCUCCGAGUUGUGGCUUGUCAUUUCAUUUCCUUUUCAAGAGCAAAAGCUUUUAUCAAAAAAAUUUUUAAAUGGUCUGUGCUUUUUGUGUCCUAUUUAGGAAGUCUGUCUACAUUUUAUCUAGAAGUUUUUUUUUAA
Rangifer tarandus platyrhynchus (Svalbard reindeer) is the source of this 315-nucleotide messenger RNA. NCBI's taxonomy places the organism in Eukaryota, Metazoa, Chordata, Mammalia, Artiodactyla, Cervidae. The record is from the annotation of a GenBank genome assembly.